This is a messenger RNA of Penicillium longicatenatum, 2541 nucleotides long. RefSeq names its product putative exo-beta-1,3-glucanase (gene exg2). The record is from RefSeq and is a predicted model, not a curated record. NCBI's taxonomy places the organism in Eukaryota, Fungi, Ascomycota, Eurotiomycetes, Eurotiales, Aspergillaceae. Gene Ontology annotation, cellular component: cell surface; extracellular region. Bases 1 to 2541 code for a protein of 846 amino acids. The transcript is spliced from 2 exons. Gene Ontology annotation, biological process: glucan catabolic process. Gene Ontology annotation, molecular function: beta-glucosidase activity.
AUGCCGGGGGAGUCUCGUAGCCGCGAUCGACACGGGCAGUCCCGCGAUCGAGAGCGCGACCGCGAGCGUCGGCGGGAAAGAGAGCAUCGACGGAGGAGAUAUGAUGAUGAUGAUGAUGGCGCAGUGUCCAGUCCUGGGGAUCCACAGAGAAGAAAGUAUCGGUUCCAGGGGGAGGAUGCGGGUUAUGAUUCCUACGACCAAGAGCGAGAUGGAAUUGAUGCAUACGAAGAAGACCAGAGACGCAGAGAGCGGAGACGAAGACGGAGGGAAGAGGAGGGGGGCAAGGCAAAGGAGUCGCCCGCUACAUCGCCUAUCAAGAAACGUGAUCGGGAGCGGGAUCGCGACGGGCAUCGGCGAAGGAGAGAGUAUGUGGAGGGAGAGGGAAGUCCUACAAAGGAAGUGAGAGAGCGACGGACUCGGGACAGAGAUCGGGCAGGGGAACUCGAUGUUGAUGCGGAGGCGAGGAGACAGAGGCGAAGAGAUCGGCGUGAAAGAGAGAGACAGCGGGAGCGGAACAUGGAAGCUGCUGCUGCCGGGGCAGUUGAAAAGAAGCAUCGGAGCAUGGAGUCGACAAGCAGUGCUUCCCAUUUACUUGCCGCUGAUGCUUUGACGCGACAGACCUCUGAGCACGAGAUGGAAGAUUUACCGGAGCAAUGGGAGCGUCGCCAACGAGAACGAGAGCGAGCGCGGGAACGAUCCAGGCACCAAGAUGAAGACUAUGAACGCAGAGAGCGUCGACAACGGAAAAGAGCCGCUUUGGGGGCAGGAGCCGGUGCCCUCGACGCCGAACUCCUUGAGGGAAGGCCAAGACACAAGUCUGGAGCUAGAGUCGUAUCUGGGGCUUAUUUAGAAGCAGGCCACAGCCCGGACAUGAAUGUUCGCCGCCGUGGCGGAGGUGGUCCUGCGAUGGACCAGGCAUGGAAAUACGAGGAUGGUUGGGAAGGAAGCUAUGGGAGUACUGAGCGGCGACCGUUUUGGAAGUUCUGGGAUUCAUGGUCCAGGAAAAAACGUAUCUGGAUUGGAACGAUGGCGGGAAUCUUGCUGUUGCUUGCCAUUAUCAUCCCAAUCGCAGUCAUCGAAUCCCAGAAGAAAUCAACAGGCUCGUCUUCUUCCUCUUCGGGCUCGUCAAGCUCCUCGAGCAACUUGACCGCCAACCUGGACACAAUUAGUCGGGAUAGCAUUCCUUCGUAUGCGCAAGGGACCGUCCUCGAUCCCUUCACCUGGUAUGAAACCGAAGGGUUCAACCUAACCUUUACAAAUGACACUAUUGGUGGUUUGUACAUCAUGGGUCUUAACUCGUCGUGGGAUGAUUCUGCCAGACCUAACAAUAACGUGCCGCCAUUAAAUGAAGCAUUUCCCUACGGUUCACAACCUAUUCGAGGAGUCAAUAUUGGCGGUUGGCUAUCUAUUGAACCAUGGAUCGUGCCAUCUUUGUUCAACACCUACUCGUCCGAUGCUGGUGUUAUUGAUGAGUGGACAUUGAGUGAACAACUGGGCUCCAGCGCCGCAACCACCAUCGAAAAGCAUUACGCGACCUUCUAUACGGAGCAGGACUUUGCCGAAAUCAAAGAAGCAGGUCUGGACCACGUGCGCAUCCAAUAUUCCUACUGGGCAGUGAAAGUGUAUGACGACGAUCCCUACGUGGCAAAGAUUUCCUGGCGAUACCUCCUGCGUGCAAUCGAGUACUGUCGCAAAUAUGGACUCCGAGUUAAACUCGAUCUUCAUGGCGUCCCUGGUAGCCAAAACGGCUGGCAACAUAGUGGCCAUCAAGGACAAAUCCGCUGGUUGAAUGGAACAGACGGGGAGUUGAACGCGAAUCGAAGUCUGGAGAUUCAUGAUCAACUCUCGACAUUCUUUGCCCAAGACCGAUAUAAAAAUAUUGUGACGAUGUAUGGCAUUGUCAAUGAGCCACUCAUGCUUUCUUUGUCCGUGGAAAAAGUCCUUGAUUGGAACAAUCAGACAGCUAAACUAGUUCGGGAGAACGGUGUGAAUGCCACCAUCGUCUUCCACGACGGGUUCCUGAAUCUGGAUAAAUGGGACGCAAUGUUCAAGGACCACCCAGACAACAUGUAUCUGGACACGCACCAGUAUACCACCUUCAAUACCGGCGAGAUUGUGCUAAACCACACGGCCAAGAUUGAGCUCAUCUGCAGCAGCUGGUAUAGUAUGAUCGAGGCUAUUAAUACCACUAGUUCUGGAUGGGGCCCUACAAUAUGUGGCGAGUGGUCCCAAGCUGACACUGACUGCGCGGAAUAUUUGAACAACGUCGGUCGCGGAACUCGGUGGGAGGGAACGUAUGACACGAGUUCCUCGACGCAGUAUUGUCCCACGGCCAGCGAGGGCACAUGCAGCUGUGCUGAUGCCAACGCCGACGUCUCCGAGUACUCGGAUGCGUACAAAAAAUGGCUCCUAUAUUACGCCGAAGCACAGAUGUCCGUUUUCGAGACUGCCAUGGGCUGGUUCUACUGGACCUGGCGCACCGAAACCGCAGCACAGUGGAGCUAUCGCACCGCGUGGAAAAGGGGGGUUCUUACCGGAUAA